Rhagoletis zephyria (snowberry fruit fly) is the source of this 1942-nucleotide messenger RNA. RefSeq lists its product as uncharacterized. The record is from RefSeq and is a predicted model, not a curated record. Lineage: Eukaryota; Metazoa; Arthropoda; Insecta; Diptera; Tephritidae.
UAGUUGGUAAACCAUUCAGUAUACCAGUUAACGUUAUAAAAACCGUUAAAUACGUACUCAAACGAGUUAAAUUUUUUUGAAUUUACAUACAUACGUACGCAGCUAGUUAAUGAUUACAUUUUUUCUCACCAAGUUGUGAUUUAAUAUUAUGAAUAAUAAUAAGCAAACAAUUAGAAUUGUUGGACUGCCUAGAAGUUUAUCAAUUCGAAAGCUUUGUAUUCUGUUGAAUCGUCAUAAGCAAGCGUGGAAAUUGGAAGAUUUAAUACCACUAGAGACAUGCUUGGUAGCCAUAGUUUGCUGUGAAACUGAAGAAACGUAUGACAGCUUUAUUAAACUAUCGUCAAUUCCGCCGUUUUCCUUAUUUCCUGGCUUACGAGUUUACAAUUUACCUCCUGCAACACACUAUACCCAGCAACUAGAAUUAAACUUAACAUCAACGGCUAGCCUUUUAAACCUUAAUACUGAUUGCCUGCGUAUUGUAUGCGAACAAUGCUCGCUCAAGUGUCAACUCGCCUUAGCCAAGGUGUGCCAUUAUUUUCACAAAGUCAUCGUGGACAUUUGGCGCCAGCGUUAUGCCACCUUGCUCUUCUCACUUUACCACUUCAAAGUCGUCCAUGAACUGAACGACAACGAAUUGUGGGAUUUUUGCCUGCUGGUCGGUCCGCAUGUUCACCGCUUGAUAUUCAACAGCGUACUCUUCUUCCCCGUCAUACAGCGUUUCAUUGCCGAUCAGCCGGGCAACAUGAUGCAGAAUGCCAAGCGCUACAUGAAUAUCAUACUUUGUCGUCAUUUAGUGCACUUCGCGCCGCUGCAAAGCUUUGAGGUGCAAGGCAAGUUCCUCGCCGAAUAUACCGUGCGUGAAUUGGCGCGUUAUUGUCCGCAGCUGCGUGCGCUGCAGCUGCUGGACGCGGGCACACGCUGGCUGUUGGGUAAACACUUUCACUUGCUACGGCGCGUGGAAUUGCUCAACUUGCACGAUUGCGAGAACCUGCGGCGUCGUCUAAUGCGCAAAACUUGCCGUGCCUUACAGCUUAAAUCAUUGAAUUUGGUGGAAUGUAAAGAGCUGCUACAUCCACCUACCAUUUGGCAGCUAUGUAUGCACUUUCAGAUGUUGCAGCAGCUGCAUUUGACAGCUCUGGCGGAUACAUCCUUGCUGGCGGCCAUAUUGGAGUUGCCAAAAUUGAAAGAGUUAAAAUUCUACUGGUUGAAUGAUUUUGUAGAAUUCGUGAAAUCGCUCUUUACUGAGCUCUCUCUCAGGCGCCGGGAGUCAUUGUGUACGUUGCACUGCGCGAAUGAGUCUAUUUUUCUAGAAAAUGCUUCACAGCGCGUUUGGCGUGCGGGUGAAUAUGCGGCCAUGCGUGAGCUGGCGACCAUCAAUGGGCGACCAUGGCAGUGGCAGGAAUGCUUCNUGUCCGCAGCUGCGUGCGCUGCAGCUGCUGGACGCGGGCACACGCUGGCUGUUGGGCGCCGGGAGUCAUUGUGUACGUUGCACUGCGCGAAUGAGUAUAUUUUUCUAGAAAAUGCUUCACAGCGCGUUUGGCGUGCGGGUGAAUAUGCGGCCAUGCGUGAGCUGGCGACCAUCAAUGGGCGACCAUGGCAGUGGCAGGAAUGCUUCGACGAGUGGUUAAAGUUGUUGGGUGAUUGUACAUCGCUGGAGUCACUUACCUACGAGUACUGUCGGGUUUUUAGUUACGAACAGAUUUUGGCACUACCAAAGAUGGGUAGCCAGCUGAAAUUGAUUCGACUUAUUGGCUGCCGUGAUGAGUGUGAUGAGAAAUUGAUCAGGUCAUGGAUGCAGCAGCAAAAUCAUGGAUGUCGGUUGUGCAUUGAAGGAGAAUUACCUUGGGGUACCGUCCAGCGUUUGAGAGAUCGCGUAAUGCCCUUUCGCAGGGAAAAUAAUCACCAGCCUAUUUACCGCAGCAUUGAAUGCCAUUUCAAAUAA